AAACAAAUCAGCAGUGUCCUCAAACACUGCGGAAAAACAACGCCAUCGCUUUACUUUCUCAUUGUCCUCCUGCUUCUCCAAGUCUUCUCCAUUUCUUUACACUUCUUUUAUCGAUCGCCAAACCUAUCCUCAUUCCGAUAGCAAAUCCGAGGGCCUGAGGAUGUGCAGCGACUCCUCCUUGUUGUAAGCAGAGCUACAGCAGUCUACGACAUCAUCUUCUCCAAAUUCUCUGAAGAAGAUCUAUCGGGCCACAUAGACGUUUCGGAAUGGCACUCCUCCGAUCCUAUUCAAAUGCGUCCUCUGGGAUGGGAGUUGCUGAUCACUGCCGGGACACAUUCUUAGAGCUACAAAGAAAGAAAACACAUCGAUAUGUGAUUUUCAAAAUUGAUGAGAAGCGAAAGGAGGUGAUUGUGGAGAAAACUGGAGGUGCUGCUGAGAGCUACGAUGAUUUCUUGGCAUGCCUACCUGAAAAUGAUUGCCGAUAUGCUGUCUAUGAUUUUGAUUUUGUGACGCAAGAAAACUGUCAGAAGAGCAAGAUAUUCUUCAUUGCUUGGUCUCCAUCUGUAUCUCGCAUUCGAGCCAAGAUGCUCUAUGCAACCACCAAGCAACGAUUCAGGCGAGAGAUGGACGGAGUUCACUAUGAGAUUCAGGCGACAGAACCUUCUGAGCUUGACAUUGAGGUACUCAGAGACCGAGCAAAUUGAUAAGCAGUAUUAGUAGAUAGCUUAUUAAUCACGCAAAACACAUUUAAUAUCCCUCCAAAUGAUUGUGGCUUUCAUAUUUGGAUUAUAUAUAUGAAACUCUUAUACUGCUUGAAUAUAUUUUGUAGACAUGCUGUAUGCUUUGGAUUUAUCAACCUGUUUUUGAUCUUGUUAAGCUUUAAUUAGUCUUGAUCUUGA
Dendrobium catenatum is the source of this 899-nucleotide messenger RNA. RefSeq names its product actin-depolymerizing factor 11. NCBI's taxonomy places the organism in Eukaryota, Viridiplantae, Streptophyta, Magnoliopsida, Asparagales, Orchidaceae. The record is from RefSeq and is a predicted model, not a curated record. Gene Ontology annotation, biological process: actin filament depolymerization. Bases 267 to 704 code for a protein of 145 amino acids. Gene Ontology annotation, cellular component: actin cytoskeleton; cytoplasm. Gene Ontology annotation, molecular function: actin filament binding. The transcript has 3 exons.